AGUUAGAAACCGGAACCUAGCGUAAAGCACUUAUUGUGGUGGGGAACUAUUAGUCCGACGCCCUACAGUAUUUCCGGAAAAAACACAAGCAAGGCUAUUUACAGCUUUCGCAUCACUUUUGUCAUUAAAAUAUUACAUAUCUUGGAGUGACAACAUACAGCACUCGAGCAUGAACGUGAACCAGGGCCAGGGGACAGUGGGGAGUGACCCGGUGAUUCUGGCCACCGCAGGAUAUGACCACACAGUGCGGUUCUGGCAGGCCCACAGCGGCAUCUGCACCAGGACAGUCCAGCACCAGGACUCACAAGUGAACUCCCUUGAAGUUACUCCCGACAGAAGUAUGAUUGCUGCUGCAGGUUAUCAACACAUCCGUAUGUAUGAUCUAAACUCCAACAACCCAAACCCGGUCAUAAACUAUGAUGGCGUCAGUAAGAACAUUACGUCAGUGGGCUUCCAUGAGGACGGCCGCUGGAUGUACACAGGAGGAGAGGACUGCAUGGCUCGCAUCUGGGACCUGAGGUCAAGGAACCUGCAAUGCCAGAGGAUCUUUCAGGUCAAUGCUCCCAUCAACUGUGUAUGUCUUCAUCCCAACCAGGCUGAAUUGAUCGUGGGGGACCAGAGCGGUGUGAUCCAUAUCUGGGAUCUGAAGACCGAUCACAACGAGCAGCUUAUUCCUGAACCAGAAGUGUCCAUCAACUCAGUCCACAUCGACCCAGACGCCAGCUACAUGGCAGCAGUCAAUAGCUCGGGAAACUGUUACGUGUGGAACCUGGCAGGAGGGAUGGGUGACGAGGUGACACAGCUCAUCCCCAAAACCAAGAUCCCCGCUCACAAGCGCUACUCCCUCCGCUGUAAAUUUAGUCCUGAUUCCACUCUGCUGGCGACCUGCUCGGCGGACCAGACGUGUAAGAUCUGGAGAACAUCUAACUUCUCUCUGAUGACGGAGCUGAGCAUCAAGAGUAACAACCCUGGAGAGACGUCCCGAGGCUGGAUGUGGGACUGUGCCUUCUCUGGAGACUCACAGUACAUUGUAACAGCCUCCUCUGACAACCUGGCACGGCUGUGGUGUGUGGAGACUGGUGAGAUCAAGAGGGAGUACAGCGGCCAUCAGAAAGCUGUGGUGUGUCUGGCCUUUAACGACAGCGUGCUGGGCUGAGGAGACAGCAGCAGUGGACUCCAGUGGAUGAGGAGCUGCACUACAGCGAAGCUCUGUGACUGUGUGUGUGUGUGUGUGUGUGUGUGUGUGUGUGUGUGUGUGUGUGUGUGUGUGUGUGUGUGUGUGUGUGUGUGUGUGUGUGUGUGUGUAUAUAUAUAUAUAUCCACACACCCAUCUGUCUCUGCUUCCACAAAAGCUUUUGAUUUAUCAGGAUAAGAGAGAGGAGAGAGGCUGUUUUUAUAUUUCUCAUAAGGAACACAUUUUGACAGAUUGGGGAUACAAGGAGGUCUAUGGGCUUGUUUGUGUCUUAUAGCUUGGGCGAGGAGUUUCCUUACCAUGAAAAACUCUGGGCCAUAGCUAGAAUAAUGUAUUUAGUUUCAGUAGCUCAAUCAAAGGUGAAAAGUCUCAAAUGUGAGGUCUUUGAAAAACUGAAAUGUGGACUGAGUCCCAUGUGUGACUGUACAGGAUAUGAUGAAUUCCAGUAAAGACUAACUGGUGUGUAACAGUUA
This is a messenger RNA of Salmo salar (Atlantic salmon), 1665 nucleotides long. RefSeq names its product MTOR associated protein, LST8 homolog (S. cerevisiae) (gene mlst8). Gene Ontology annotation, cellular component: TORC1 complex; TORC2 complex. The record is from RefSeq and is a predicted model, not a curated record. Gene Ontology annotation, biological process: TOR signaling; regulation of actin cytoskeleton organization. Gene Ontology annotation, molecular function: protein binding. Lineage: Eukaryota; Metazoa; Chordata; Actinopteri; Salmoniformes; Salmonidae.